UUUUUGUUUUUCUUUGUGAGUACAUAAAAAUACGCCAUUAUAAAAUCUGUGUAAAUAGUUUCGGCGCAUAUAAGUACUAUUAUAAAAACACACAAAUAAACACAAUGAAAUUUUUACUCGUUUCACUAUAGUCUGAAAAAAGGAAAACAAAAAAGCUUGAAGCUGGUUCUCUUCUCUCGCUGUACCAAUUGUUCACAAUAAUAAUAAUUAUAUGGAGUCAAUUUGUCUAUUAUAAGCAUUGCAGUUAUUAUACACUAUUUUGUCGCAUUCAUUAUGAAUAUUGUUUUUGUUGAUUUUCAAACCACACAAAUUUCCACUGAAAAAAUGUCUCAAUUGUUUUUUUAUAAUUAACUAUAAUACUACAAUCUAAAUACAUGGAUAUACAUAUAUUUAUUUCAGUAAUUUGAUAAAAAGAUGGACAAACUCACUCUAGAUCUGAAUAAAAUUGACCAUCUGAUGGUUGAAGAUCUUUUGAAAAAAGGAGUAGAUAUUAAUUAUUGUGGAGUAUAUAAUAACUUAUGUUAUUCAUUAUUAAUGGCUGCAGUUGAGGAAAAUAAUGAUAAAUUAGUUGAAUUUAUUUUAAGUAAAGGAGCUAAUCCGAAUAAAUUAAUUCAAUGUCAUUCUAAAUUUGCUAUGACUGCUCUUCAUGCUGCUAUUUUUACGGAAAACAUAAAAAUAAAAAUCAUCCAUCAUCUUCUUGAUUAUGGUGCAAACAUAAAUUUAUCAGCUAUUGAUGGAGAAAAAGGACAUGAAGAAUAUUCUUCACCUUUGCAGUAUGCCGUACAUACGGAAAAUGAAGAAAUAGUAAAAUUGCUUUUGAGUAAGGGGGCAAACGUCAAUUUUAAGACGAAAAAUGAUAAUACAGCACUCCACAUAGCUUGUAUGUAUGAAAAUUCAAACAUUGUACGUUAUUUGUUGAAAUAUGGAGCUAAUGUAAAUGCUGUUUCUGAUAAUAAAUUAACAAAAGGUCAAACGGCUUUAUAUGAUGCUAUUUCUUGGAAUCAAGUAGAAGCAGUAAAGCUACUAUUAAAUAAUGAUGCAGAUAUUGAUAUUCAAGAUGCAAAUGGCAAAUCUCCUUUGAAACUAUUAAACGAAAAUACUAAUGAUGAAAUCUGUGUAAUCAUGAAACAACAUGUAGUUAAAUUAGUAAUCGCUAAUAUUCAUGUAAAUGCAAAUAAUUUACAAGAGAUAGUAAACGAUAAUUCUUUAAAUAACUUCAGAAAUAUUUGUAAAAACGAAAUAGAAAAAAUGAAAAGAGAAAAAAUUAGUGGAACUAAUGUACCUUUUUAUUACAUUUUCAUUAAAAAUAUUCAUCAAUUAGCACUGUAUGCGAAAAAUAAAAAAAUUAGGUCCGAACUUUCCGAUCCAAUGAAACUCAGCUUUCUUUUUCCACAAUAUGCUUUUAUAUUAGUUAAUCGUUUCAAAAAAGGAUUACAUAGAAAAAAAUUAUUAGAAAGAGUUGAAAAUUUUAUUUUAGAUAUUUUCAUAGAUAAACUUCCAAUUACGUUCAUCAGACAAAUAUUUGUUUAUUUGAGUAAUGACGAUUUAGCAAUACUUGGCACAGUCUAACUAAAAUAAAUUUUAAUUUAAAGGAAAUUUUUUACUAUAAUAUCUAUGUUCAAAAAAAGUAAUUAUAUGUCAUGUUUUUUAUUUAUAAUGUCUUGUUUGAAAAAAUUCAAAAUCCGAAAAGUUUUUUUUUUUUUUUGCAAUGAGUUUAUAAGAAAAUAUUAAAAUGAAUGUUCACAUGAUUUAAA
This is a messenger RNA of Microplitis mediator, 1754 nucleotides long. Its product is annotated as putative ankyrin repeat protein RF_0381. The coding region runs from base 415 to 1569 and encodes 384 amino acids. The transcript has 2 exons. NCBI's taxonomy places the organism in Eukaryota, Metazoa, Arthropoda, Insecta, Hymenoptera, Braconidae. The record is from RefSeq and is a predicted model, not a curated record. Gene Ontology annotation, molecular function: protein binding.